Aaosphaeria arxii CBS 175.79 is the source of this 1227-nucleotide messenger RNA. RefSeq lists its product as uncharacterized. Bases 305 to 832 code for a protein of 175 amino acids. The transcript has 3 exons. The record is from RefSeq and is a predicted model, not a curated record. NCBI's taxonomy places the organism in Eukaryota, Fungi, Ascomycota, Dothideomycetes, Pleosporales.
CACGCAGCCCUCUGUCUAUGAGAAUCGUACAACAUCUCCUUGCAACGAGAUGGAAUUGAGGUUCAAUGUCCUGAACGCGUCUUAUCCCCGAGAUGAUGGGAUGUAAUAGCCCGAUGGGCCGGAAGAAAGGUAUAUCCGGUUCGAAGACGAAGCAUAAGGCUGAUAUCCCCUGACGGUUAGCCGGAUAGGGAUUAGCACGUGAUCCUAGUCGUACGCUUAAUCUUGGGAGUUUAUGUUAGGGGAUUGAGCUAUCAAAAAGACAGUUUGUCCACCAUUCGACAUCAUUGUAUUUGUACUCUACAACAUGGCAAUCUUCUCGGCGACUACCAUAAUUCGCAGCCUGGCGCUGUUUCACGUCACUUUGGCGGUGUUCUUCCUUAAGAACCCCAAGAUCAUAGCGAGCCAGAACAUCGUAUUCGUGCUUGGGGAAGCUAUGCAACUUCCUACACCUCGCGAAUUCUCAACUCCAUCUGCACUCACUGCGUUUAUUGCUGUACUCUUCGCUUUCCUCGGCAUCGCGGAUCUUACCACGCUUUCCCUGCCUGAAGAGGCUUCCGAGCUAUACUGGGGCGUACAAACACCUGUCAGGCUGGCAUUCUUGUUUGGAAUAACUGGCUAUACAUACUUGUUCAAGGAGGGAGGCAUGUUCGCGGCCAGAGGCCGAGCAUACAAAUACAAUGCUGGAGACGACCUCAAGAACAGCCUUGUGUUCACUUGGGGUUUUAUUGAGAUGGCUGCGUGGUUCUGGGUCUUCGUAACCAUCCGCGACGAGCGACGACAGAGAGCAGCCCGACUGAUUGAGAAGAGGAAGGCGGAACAUAAUGUUCUAUAGAUGGUUGCUUGCGCGUAACAUAUAGAUAUUGAAUAUCAAUCACAGAUCUAGGGAAAAUAUACAAGUAGCUCCACAGCCUUCCCACGCGUGCCACGGUACCUUUGCCAGGACGUCUAGGUCAGUAAAUCCUAUAGUAGUGUCGAGCGUUAGCAAUUCCGCAUCUUUUGUCAUUGUUUAAAGACGAAGAUAUCCGAAGGAAUGCAGAUGACAGAACCAUUAAAAAUACGCCUCAAAAAUAGAAAUAUGGUUGUGCUGGUUUGGCCAAAUGUUCACUUUGAGCACACAUUCGGGUCCCCCACAUUGCCGAAAGCGGCCGCAACUUUGUACCACUGACGGACUCAGGUUGAUCAACCGUGUGUAACCCCAGCGGAAUGUAAGAUCUCAUUGAUCCCGUC